CAGCAGCUGCAGCCUGUUUUUGCUUCGAGCGUGAUGAUGCUGGCUGGACCGCUGUUUAACGCCCAAAAUGGCGGCACGGUUGAAAAGUUUUUACUGUUUUCUUCGAGUUUGUCUUCCUAGCAGAACGUUUCCGUAGUUACUCCAAACUUACGAAGACGUCGGUUUUCUUUUAGACGAGUGAAAAACUGACACUGCCUGACAGAAAGGAAAUUAGAAGAAGGAGCGAAUUAGGAUGGCUCUUCGGCUAUCAGCAUCUCUGUGCAGAGGCUAGGCUAUGUUAGCCUAACAAGCUAACCGCUACCAGACUUACCAAACAAAAGCUUCAGUCCUAGCGUCUUGUCCCACCUGGAUCUCCAAGCCGAAGUGAAUAUGAGGACGAUAAUCUCCACAUAGAAAUGGAGGAAGAUGUGAAAAAAGUCAAAAAGCCCGGACUCGUGUCUCCGUUCAAGCGAGUCUUCCUGAAAGGAGAAAAGGGGCGGGACAAGAAGGCCCAGGAGAAGACGACAGAGCGCAGAGCCCUCCACACCUUCUCGCUGUCUCAGCCUGACCACUGCAUCGACCCUGACAUCCUGCUCAACGACUACAUUGAGAAGGAAGUCAAAUACUUGGGGCAGCUGACAUCAGUUCCAGGGUACUUGAAUCCAUCAAGUAGGACAGAAGUCCUGCAGCUUAUUGACAACGCAAGGAAGUCCCAUCAGUUGGCAGGCCAGCUGACGUCAGAGCAGGAUGCAGUGGUGAGCUUGUCCGCGUACAACAUCAAGCUGGUUUGGCGAGACGGAGAGGACAUCAUCCUGAGAGUGCCAAUUCAUGAUAUCGCUGCUGUCUCAUACAUCAGGGAUGACUCCAUUCACCUUGUUGUUAUAAAAACAGCCCAGGAGUCAGGAGGUUCUCCCUGUCCCAGCUCAUGUCCCGAUCUAAACAAAUCCCAGACCCUGAGCUCCCUUUCUGAGAGUGGAGCCGUGCUUGUGGAGGUCUGCUGCCUGCUUGUCUUAGCUGUUGAUAAUAAGGCUGCGGCAGAGGAGUUGUGCCUUCUCCUCAGCCAGGUCUUUCAAAUAGUUUACACAGAAUCAACCAUCGACUUCUUAGACAGAGCCAUUUUUGAUGGAGCUACUACACCUACCAAGCAUCUGUCUUUGUACAGCGAUGACUCUUCAAGCAAAGUAGAUGUCAAAGAGGCUUUUGAAGGAGAAACAAGCCCGUUUCCUUUCAAGACACCAGAAGAGAACUCUUCCUCUGCAUCCAGCCCUACAUCUCCUCAGACAAAGCUGGCAAUUGAGGGAGAGCUCAGCACCUCUGCUGCAGAGCUGCUGCAGGACUACAUGACAACAUUGCGGACAAAGCUGUCAUCUCAGGAGAUUCAGCAGUUUGCCACUCUGCUCCACGAGUACAGGAACGGUGCCUCCGUUCACGAGUUCUGCAUUAAUCUGCGGCAGCUCUACGGGGACAGCAGGAAGUUCCUCCUCCUCGGCCUGCGUCCCUUCAUACCUGAGAAGGACAGCCAGCACUUUGAAAACUUCCUGGAGACCAUCGGAGUGAAGGACGGCCGAGGCAUCAUCACAGACAGCUUCGGCCGGUGCAAACGCACGGCCAGCUCGGCCUCGGACUCCACCACCAACGGCAACGGAGCGACGGGAGGAGGCGGCGACAGCACGGACGAGGGCCGCGACGCCUCCGAGGGCGACGAGUGGGACCGCAUGAUCACCGACAUCAGCAACGACAUCGAAGCUCUGGGCUGCAGCAUGGACCAGGAGGCGGUGACUCCCUGAGCCGGGACAUCACCCCUCAGAUAAGCGGAUCAGAUGAAGGUGGUCCACAGCACCAACCAAAGAUCUGCUUCAUUGUAUUUUCCUCUAAUUGUCAAGAGGACGUUCCAUACUCCCUUUACACUCAAAUCUUGUUACUAUUGAGUCAACAAAUGCACUUAAGCAGACAUGGUUGGCAUGCAGCUUGUUGACUUGGUUAGCAUUUCACAUGGAUUCUUAUCCCCUGAUUUAUUUUUAUUUUUUUACAAUAGUUUUAUACUCCUUUAUUGGCAGCAUCUGCCAGUGCUAUGUGUAAUGUAGCAAAGCUCUCCAGUCGGAGCAACAGCCACUCUGGAGAACCUGUCAGUGGGCUCUGCAGUUUUAAAGACUCCCAUUUGUUCUUUUGUAAGUCAGCUUCAAGCACAUGGAAAAGUUUGAUUUUCUUUGUUAAUUUCACACCGUGUUGCUGUGAAAAGUGUAACAGUUAGUUCAUGUAUGAUUCUCUCAGUAAGAUUGGUGUUCUGCUUUGUUUAUUAUCAUUUGUUAAUCAGUGUUUAUAUUUUUGCCUCAUUCAAACUGACCCAGAGAAUGCUGUACAUGUCGAUUAACAGCCGAGUGCAGGUCCGUGUUGGACAGAUCCAGUUUAUGGAUGGCUGACGUUCAUUUAUUUCGAGUCUUUUUAGUUAUCGUUCAAGUUGUAUGAUGUGUGACGUCAUGUUUGUUGUUGUGCCUUUACACUGCAGUACUGCUGCCAGCUGUCUGACACAGACAGCUCAUCUGAAACUGUAACUACAGUUGAACAAAUUAUGGUUAUUAAAUAACAGAAUAUUUACACAAACUGUAUGUUCGUAUUGCAAAACUUGCACGCUUUGAGUUUGCAUAAAACACUUAACUGUCAGCA
This is a messenger RNA of Austrofundulus limnaeus, 2643 nucleotides long. RefSeq names its product CCM2 scaffold protein (gene ccm2). The transcript is spliced from 10 exons. Bases 396 to 1766 code for a protein of 456 amino acids. NCBI's taxonomy places the organism in Eukaryota, Metazoa, Chordata, Actinopteri, Cyprinodontiformes, Rivulidae. Gene Ontology annotation, biological process: heart development; vasculogenesis. The record is from RefSeq and is a predicted model, not a curated record.